This is a messenger RNA of Tupaia belangeri chinensis (Chinese tree shrew), 954 nucleotides long. Its product is annotated as olfactory receptor 7A10. The transcript has a single exon. The coding region runs from base 1 to 954 and encodes 317 amino acids. NCBI's taxonomy places the organism in Eukaryota, Metazoa, Chordata, Mammalia, Scandentia, Tupaiidae. The record is from RefSeq and is a predicted model, not a curated record. Gene Ontology annotation, biological process: G protein-coupled receptor signaling pathway. Gene Ontology annotation, cellular component: membrane. Gene Ontology annotation, molecular function: G protein-coupled receptor activity; olfactory receptor activity.
AUGGAACCAGAAAAUAACACAAAAAUUUCAGAAUUCCUUCUUCUGGGACUUUCUGAGGAACCAGAAUUGCAGCCCCUCAUAUUUGGUCUUUUCCUCUCCAUGUACCUGAUCACUGUGUGUGGAAACCUGCUCAUCAUCCUGGCCACCAUCUCAGACUCCCACCUGCACACCCCCAUGUACUUCUUCCUCUCCAACCUGUCCUUUGUAGACAUCUGCCUCACCUCCACCACCGUCCCAAAGAUGCUGGUGAACAUCCAGACACAGAGCAAGGCCAUCACCUACGCAGGUUGCAUCACCCAGAUGUUCUUUUUUCUACACUUUGUAGCAUUGGAUGACUUCCUCCUGACGGUGAUGGCCUAUGACCGGUAUGUGGCCAUCUGUCAUCCCCUGAACUACAUGGUCAUCAUGAAUUCCCAAUUCUGUGUGUUGUUGAUUCUGGUCUCCUGGAUCAUGACGGCCCUGAAUUCCUUGUUGCAAAGCUUCAUGGUGUUGCAACUGUCCUUCUGUACACACUUGGAAAUACCCCAGUUUUUCUGUGAUAUGAGUCAAAUGGUUUCACUUGCCUGUUCUGACACUUUUAUUAGUGACAUGGUCAUGUAUUUUGCAGUUCUGCUGGUGGCUGUUGGUCUCCUCACUGGGAUCCUUUACUCUUACUGUAAGAUAGCUUCCUCCAUUCAUAGAAUCUCAUCAGCUCAGGGGAAGUACAAAGCCUUUUCCACCUGUGCCUCUCACCUCUCAGUUGUCUCCUUAUUUUAUUGUACAGGCAUGGGUGUGUACCUUAGCUCUGCUGCGACCCACAGCUCACACUCAAGUGCAGCAGCCUCGGUGAUGUACACUGUGGUCACCCCCAUGCUGAACCCCUUCAUCUACAGUCUGAGGAAUAAAGACAUAAAAAGGGCCCUGAGAAGAUUCACUGGGAGUGGAACAAUAAAAGGGAGUUUACUCUGGGACUGA